CAAAAACAGAGUUCCGGCUUAUCCUGAACCAUCAAUGAACAACUACAUGGGGCCAAUCCACAGCGCGUCAGGCUUUUACAAGACGCCUGUCAGUAAAGGUCUGUUAGGAGUGUCCCUGCUGUCAUCCUUCCUCCUUAACUUCCCCCUCCAUAAUCACCGACAUCUGUUCCUCUACAGCCAGGCAGCCAUAUUAGAAAGACAUCAGUUUUGGAGAGUGUUUACUUCCAAGCUCGCAUUCCUGGACAUCAAGGACCUAUUUGUUUGUUCUGUACUUAUAUACUAUUUCCGAGUGUUUGAGCGUCGCUAUGGUUCCCGCAAAUUUGCUUCCCAUAUGUUGGCAACAUUUGUCAUAGGAACUGCGCUGGAAAUGAAUGCUGCCUUCUUCUUGAAAUGGCUGGGAUUCAAAAUUGAACUGUUGCCAUCAGGACCAAUGUGCAUGGUCUAUCCACUGUUUAUACCGUAUCAUUUUGACAUCCCACGAGUAGCACUUGGCCAUAUUCUGGGUGUACCUGUCACUGGCAAAUCCUUCCAGUACUUUCUAGGACUACAGUUGGCCAGUGGAUCAGCAGAGUCUGUCAUAGUUGCAGUUUGUGGUCUGUUUUGUGGUAUCUUAUGGAGAAACAAUUUUCUGAAAUUACAAACAGCACUGACGAUACCUAAGUUUGUAGCUAGUGUAAGUCAUAGUAUUCUAGGACGGAUACUGGAGUCAAAAGUCCCUCCGGGGGAUACAACUCCCAUGGGAGCGACACUAGAACUUCAACGACAGGAGCAGAUGGAAAAUCUAGAACAACAGAUGAUUUGGCAGGCUGUUCAGCAACAACAACAAGGCCAAAAUCCCAACGUGGCUCAGAAUUUGGUAAAUGGUCCAGGACUGUUUGGAAACCAAAUAGAUAUUGGAGGAUUACGCAACAGAUUAAACAUAGGGGGAGACAAUCCACCAGGACAAGCAGAGCCAAUCUCAGAGGAAAAUGUUCAGCACUUACUUGAUAUGGGAUUUGGUGCCGACAGGGUUCGGGAAGCAUUACAAGCAUCCAACAACAAUGUCAGUGCUGCCACAAAUAUUCUGCUGCAAGAAUCCUAACGAAGGUUAAAAUUUUGCCAAAGUACAUUUGUCUCAUGUUGGGGAGACCUAGCUGCUCAUCAAGCUUUAUUUCUCAUGAUUCAUAAUUUGUUCCAAGGAUGAGUCGUGACUUCUCGGGAGAAUACGUAGCUGCUACUUCACUGAACUUGUAUCUUUGUAGUAACUCGAUUGUUUACCAAGCAUAAUUCUUUUUACACUGUUUACCUACAGUUUCCUGUAUAAGACUGGUUGUGUGUUACAAAUGUGAUUAAUAUAACUACAAGGUUCUGACCCAGCUGAAAGAAAAUUAUUGAGGCUUCAAAUUCCUGAGUUCUUUUAAAGUCUUGUUGGUCACCAAACAUAUAAUAGACUUAUCACAAGGAUACAGAGAUGACCUGUCCGACCACAUGGUUUUUCUCUGUGGUCUGUCUGUAUAGUGAGGCUCUUCAACCUGGCUAGAAGGACAGAUGUAUAUUUGUCUUAAUAGCAGUUGAUGCAAAAUUCAGUUUACAUUCAGAAAAAUAAACAUCACGCAUGAACAUAAAAAUUUCUGCAAUGACAUUUAACUAGUAUUUAUCUGUGAAGAAGAUCAAUAUAUGGUUUGUACAUGCUAUGUAUUCAUUCCCUUUAAGGUAAAAUUUAUUGAUAUUGAAGUGUAUGAAAUGAAAGUGAUCAUUAAAAGAUGUAGAUGUCUAUAUAUGAUAUGUACAUCUCAUUAAUUUUGAUAUGUAUUAACAGUUUUUAUAUAAUCAGUAUAUUUAAUAGCCAUAAGUAAUGUCAUAUUUCUUAUUUGGUCAUCUAACCUGACGGGUCAGGAUGACCUAUAGCCAUUGUUUUUGGUCCAUCAUCGUGCGCUGUGUAAACUUUUCACUUUUCAAGUUCCAUCCCUGGGAUUCAGUUUACCUUGAAUUACAAUGACAUGAUUCUCACCAAGUGUUGCUAUUUUUCAAGUUGGUCUCAAAUCUAAGAUGCUGUCCUUUUUGAAGAAAAAAAACCCAACAUAUUUUAAGCUUUUUCUCCAGUUCCACUGGUACUGAAAAUUGGUAGGAAUGUUGAGGAGGGGAAGCAAACAAAGUGUUGUUGUUGUUUUUUUGUUUCUUUUUAACUUGACAAAUGUAUGACAUGGCAGUCACAGUAGACAUUUUUUAACUUCUUUUCAAGUUCCUUUGGGAUUCAGCUCUGACACUCCUGAAAUGGUCUCAAGCAAGUGCUGUUAUUUUUCGAGGUGGUCCAAAAUCAAAGAUAGCCACCAUGGCUGCCAUCUUGAAAAACACACUUUUAACUUCUUCUCCAUUUCCACUGGUGCCAUUGAGCUGAAAAUUGUUGAGGAUGUUAAGGAAGAGAAGCUGAGAAAGUGUUGUUAUUCUUUUGUCUGGUUAGAACUUUGACACUGCAGCUACAGGGUCCAUUUUGUUAUUUGAUUGGGCAGUCAUGGUUUUCCUGAAUAACACAAAUUUUGAACUUUUUCUUAAGUUCCACCAGUGGGAUUUGGGUUGCUCCAAAGUCUAAGAUAGCUGCCAUGUCCACCUACUAAACCAUUUCAAAACAACAUUUUGAAAUUUUUCUCAAGUUAUACCUGUGGGAUUCAGCACUUAACUUCCGGAAAUGAUCCUACAUUUCAGUUCAGUCUGAAAUCCAAGAUGGCUGUUUGAAAUCACAUUUAAAACUUCUUCUCUAGUUCCACCAGUUGUUUUUAAUUGAAACUUGCCUGAAAUGAUGCCAAGAUGAUUUUGACCAAGUGUUGCUGUUUUUGGGUUUCUCAGUAAUCUAAGAUGGCUGCCAUGGCCAACAUUCUGUAUUGUACAAUCACAAUUUUCAUUACUACUUUUGAGUAUGCAUACUACAAUAGUAAUAGUAAGAGUCUAUUGAAGUCAGAUGGCCAUUUAGGCCCAUAAGCAUCUAGUUGGAAUAUGAAGUCGGUGAUUUUGUUAGGGAAAACAAAUUGAUAUCUGCUGGAUUAUAGAUAGUAAUUACUGAUGAAGACAUUGAUUAAUUAUGUUGCAUUUUCCUUACAUACAAACUUCUAAAAUAAAACCGGACAAAAAAGUAUGUCCAAAAUCCAUUGAAAAGGCUAACAAUAUUGAUCUCAUCGAUAUACUUUUGUAUCAAGCUUUCUGAUUGGUCAUUAGCCCACCAUCAUCAGAUAGUUUGCUGAUCAAAUUGCCCUGCUUCCGUGGUCCAUCAGUCUUCCGUCUGCCCUCUGUCUGUUGUCCAUCCAUCUGUAAACAUUCCUUGUUUUCGCCAUUUCUAAAAGAUUACUGGGGGGAUAUUCCUCAAACUUCAUGCUUAGGUUCCCCUUGGUCCCUAGUUGUGCCAAUUCAAUUUUUAUUUUUUGUUCAGAAAAACAAAAUGGCCAACAGUUGGCCAUCAAGGAUUUCAUUUGUGUUAUCAUAUCAUUAAAAGGAAAAGAAGGAAGAAGCUAGAUAAGUCUGACAUAGAACUAAUAAAGAUCAUUCAAUGGUGGGUGCCUUGAUCCUCCUGGGAUUUCUUGUUUUUAUACAGUGACUUAUUUUCCGUGUUUUCAUCAGUGUACAUGUUUAUCUGCAAAAGUGCUAUACAUGUAGGGAUUAUUUUACUAGUUUGAUAGUUUGCUAUUAUAUUUUAUGGCGGAAAUGUAAUUAUUUAAAAUAAAAAACGAAAAAACCAAUU
This is a messenger RNA of Pecten maximus, 3709 nucleotides long. RefSeq names its product ubiquitin-associated domain-containing protein 2-like. The record is from RefSeq and is a predicted model, not a curated record. The transcript has 10 exons. The coding region runs from base 35 to 1081 and encodes 348 amino acids. Gene Ontology annotation, molecular function: protein binding; serine-type endopeptidase activity. NCBI's taxonomy places the organism in Eukaryota, Metazoa, Mollusca, Bivalvia, Pectinida, Pectinidae.